Messenger RNA from Archocentrus centrarchus (flier cichlid), 6671 nucleotides. RefSeq names its product eph receptor B3b (gene ephb3b). NCBI's taxonomy places the organism in Eukaryota, Metazoa, Chordata, Actinopteri, Cichliformes, Cichlidae. Gene Ontology annotation, molecular function: protein binding; transmembrane-ephrin receptor activity; ATP binding. The transcript has 16 exons. The record is from RefSeq and is a predicted model, not a curated record. Gene Ontology annotation, biological process: protein phosphorylation; ephrin receptor signaling pathway; axon guidance. Gene Ontology annotation, cellular component: plasma membrane; dendrite. The coding region runs from base 645 to 3686 and encodes 1013 amino acids.
GCCGAGCGAAACAGACGGUUUACGCGGCAGCCAAAGCCGAUAAAUUCGCUCAGGGAAUAAAUACCUAUAAACCGCGGCUGUUUCCUAUAGGAAUACCACUUGACGCACGUGAGCGUGCACGUACGGGACUAUACAGCAUGGUUCUGACACCACUGCCGCUAUCUCUGCUUCUGCUCUGACCACAGAGAAAGUCUUUGGAUUUCUCCGAGAAGCCUGGCAUUUCUCUUUUACUGACUAUCAUCCAAAUGCUGUUGGAAAUAUUCUCCGGAUGGUGACCACGGACUGGACUACCUGUUUUCAGAUAAUUCGCUCAAUGCGAAGGGAAGGGACUGUAAGACUUGCGCCUGUUGUCUUUCCUCUGGUUUAAUAAGGCACUUUGGAGAUCACUAAAAAAAAAAAAAAGAAAGAAAGAAAAAGGGAGAAGGGCUGACAUAUUCGCACAUUUUAUAUCAAAGGUGUUAUUUCCUCUGAACUCUCACCUAUAUGCGUUUUUGGUGAAUGGGGGUAACUCUGGUCCUGGAGGUUUGACACAGCAGGGACCGGGACGGGACUGGGUGCGUGGAGCGUCGGAUCACCCAGGAUUGUAUUCCCUGCUCACUCUCUCUCUGUCUUGGGUCUAUUUACAUGUCAGACCUGACCGCUUUAUGACAAUGGAUUACUUUCUGCUUUUAUGCAGCCUCUUGCUGCCUGUGGUGUGUGCCGUGGAAGAGACGUUGAUGGACACAAAGUGGGCCACGACAGAAUUAGCCUGGACUGCGCACCCUGAGACUGGGUGGGAAGAGGUCAGUGGCUACGAUGAUGCCAUGAAUCCCAUCCGGACGUACCAAGUCUGCAAUGUACGUGAGCUCAACCAAAAUAACUGGCUACGCAGUGACUUCAUCCCACGAAAAGAUGUACUGCGUGUAUACGUGGAGAUGAAAUUCACAGUACGUGACUGCAACAGCAUUCCCAACAUCCCAGGUUCCUGCAAAGAAACAUUUAAUCUCUUCUACUAUGAGUCUGACUCAGAUUCAGCCACAGCUACCAGCCCUUUCUGGAUGGAGAACCCUUACGUGAAGGUGGACACCAUUGCCCCAGAUGAGAGCUUUUCCAUGCUUGAAUCUGGACGGGUAAACACGAAAGUCAGAAGUUUUGGCCCGCUGUCCAAAGCUGGGUUUUACUUGGCCUUCCAGGACCUUGGUGCUUGUAUGUCGCUCAUCUCAGUGAGAGUGUUUUAUAAGAAGUGCUCCACCACAAUCGCCAACUUUGCUGUAUUCCCUGAAACAGCAACAGGGGCUGAAGCAACAUCACUGGUCAUUGCACCAGGAACUUGUGUCCCGAAUGCCUUGGAGGUAUCUGUGCCACUGAAGCUUUAUUGCAACGGAGAUGGGGAGUGGAUGGUUCCUGUAGGAGCCUGUACCUGCAUGGCUGGUUUUGAACCAGCCAUGAAAGAGACCCAAUGUCAAGCUUGCAGUCCUGGCACCUUCAAAUCCAAACAGGGGGACAGUUUGUGCUUGCCCUGCCCAGCCAACAGCCGCGCCAGCUCAGGAGCAGCCAGUGUUUGCUCCUGUCGAAACGGUUAUUACCGCUCAGACACUGAUUCUCCUGACUCCCCCUGCACUACUGUUCCAUCUGCCCCGCGCAGUGUCAUCUCCAGUGUCAACGAAACCUCGCUCGUGCUAGAAUGGAGUGAGCCACGUGACUUGGGCGGCCGCGAUGACAUCUUCUAUAACGUCAUCUGUAAGAAGUGUCUCCCUGAGCGGGGAAUGUGUUCGCGAUGUGAUGACAACGUAGACAUCUCGCCACGCCACCUGGGCUUGACCCAACGACGUGUAGCAGUCCGUAACCUACAAGCCCACACACAGUACAGCUUUGAGAUCCAGGCAGUCAAUGGCGUUUCCAACAAGAGCCCCUAUGCACCCCAGUUCUCUGCUGUGAACAUCACCACAAAUCAGGCCGCCCCCUCUGCAGUACCUACAGUUCACCUGAUGGCGGCCACAGCGAGCACCAUGAGCCUGUCCUGGCUGCCUCCAGAGAAACCCAACGGAAUCAUUCUGGAUUAUGAGAUUAAGUACCAUGAGAAGGAUCAAGGUGAGGCCAUUGCCCAUACCAUGACUGCCCAACGGAGCAACGCCCGCAUUGAAGGUCUUAAGGCUGGUACGCCUUAUGUGGUCCAGGUCCGCGCUCGAACAGUGGCUGGUUAUGGACGUUACAGCAGCCCAGCAGACUUCAGCACCAACCUGCAAACUGACCCUCCAAAGUCCUUGCAGGAGCAGCUGCCACUCAUUGUUGGAUCAGCCACCGCCACCUUAGUCUUCAUCAUUGCAGUUGUGGUCAUCGCUAUUGUCUGCCUCAGAAAGCAGAGAAAUGGUUCAGAGUCGGAGUACACAGAGAAACUGCAGCAGUACAAAUCCCCGAUAGUAACGCCGGGAAUGAAAGUCUACAUUGACCCCUUCACCUAUGAAGACCCCAACGAGGCAGUGCGCGAGUUUGCCAAGGAGAUCGAUGUGUCCUGCGUGAAGAUCGAGGAGGUCAUUGGCGCAGGUAACCCACCAAAGCUCCUGAGCUACAGGGGGAAGACUGCUAGUCACCUCCAGGCCAUACCAUUAGAGGACUUCACACCAAGCGGAGAGUUUGGGGAGGUGUGUCGUGGUCGCCUAAAGUUGCCUGGGCGCCGGGAGAUCAUCGUAGCCAUCAAGACUCUCAAAGUGGGCUACACCGACCGCCAGAGGCGAGACUUCCUAUCUGAAGCUUCCAUCAUGGGCCAGUUCGACCACCCCAACAUUAUCCGUCUGGAAGGUGUGGUCACCAAAAGUCGUCCGGUGAUGAUUGUGACAGAGUUUAUGGAGAAUGGGGCACUGGAUUCUUUUCUAAGGCUCAAUGAUGGGCAAUUCACGGUGAUCCAGCUGGUUGGCAUGCUCCGUGGGAUUGCAGCAGGCAUGAAGUACCUGUCAGACAUGAACUACGUGCACAGAGACUUGGCCGCCCGUAACAUCUUGGUUAACAGUAAUCUAGUGUGUAAGGUAUCUGACUUCGGCCUAUCUCGUUUCCUCGAGGAUGACCCUACAGAUCCAACCUACACCAGCUCACUGGGAGGGAAGAUCCCCAUUCGCUGGACGGCUCCGGAGGCAAUCGCCUACAGGAAGUUCACCUCUGCCAGCGAUGUUUGGAGCUACGGCAUUGUCAUGUGGGAAGUAAUGUCAUAUGGCGAGCGACCGUACUGGGACAUGAGCAAUCAAGAUGUGAUAAAUGCCGUGGAGCAGGACUAUCGACUGCCCCCACCCAUGGACUGCCCGACAGCUCUGCACCAGCUCAUGUUGGACUGCUGGGUGAAAGAAAGGAACCUACGACCUAAAUUCACCCAGAUCGUGGCCACGCUGGAUAAGCUUAUUCGCAAUGCUGCCAGUCUCAAAGUAGUCACCAACAGCACACAGUCCUCAGGGGUAUCUAUGCCCUUGCUUGACCGCUGUGUGCCAGACUAUACCACUUUCACCACUGUGGGGGACUGGCUGGAUGCCAUCAAGAUGAGCCGCUACCGUGACAACUUUGUCAACGCAGGAUUUGCUUCGUUUGACCUGGUGGCCCAGAUGACAGCAGAGGACCUGCUGCGGAUAGGGGUAACAUUGGCUGGCCAUCAGAAGAAAAUUCUUGGUAGCAUUCAGGACAUGAGACUACAGAUGAACCAAACACUUCCUGUCCAGGUGUGAGUGAGAAGACACACAAACCGAUGCAGUCGAAGGACAGCCAGACAGAAAAAGGGGGAGAAACUGUGCCAGAGAUUGCCACUGGAAAAACCCUAGCUGCCUGACCCAUCUCUGCCAAUUAGACACUAUGAAACUGGCUUGCAGUGCCUCUGAAUAUUUUUUUUUCUUUAUUUCAUUACCACUUACAUUUCCUGUUUCUGCAUUUUUGUUAGUCUUCUUUUUCCAUCCAAUCAGAGCUUGUGUGUUUUUGAAAAAGGAGAUAUAAUUAACCCCCUUAUUACCUACGCGUGCCUCACCAGCUCUGGAGUGAGUUGAUGUUUGCAUGCAUAUGCGUUGUAGUGAAGUUGGCCUUAGUCCUGUCACUUAAAUGUCACACUUUUAUCCUCACACAAGCGCCCCUCCCCUUGAUUCCUGUUCCCAGCUCUGCUGGAUGAUCUAUGUAGGAAAGAAGGAAAACCCUUGUAUAAGAAAAAGUGAUCAAGUUUUUUUUACAUAUAACAAAAAUCAAAACAACAAAAAAAAAAAGAAGUGUUUCAGACCACAGGAGAGAGAGAGAGGACAAUUUUUUUCCUUGCUAGAAGUUGUUUUAUUGUGCACGUGUGUUGUUCUCCAUCUUCAUAUUGAAGGUGUGUUAUCUAAAAGGGCACUUGCUGGAAAAGGGGUGAGGUGGUGGAGGAGGGGGAUAUGAUGGGCUGCAGUCAAAGGUCAAGAAGAAGACAGAGGUCAGAAAGGAAGGACACCUGUUUUGGGUGCUGGAUCCUCAGUAGUUCAGCAGAUGACCUCUUCACUCUGACCCGAAGUGACUCAGGAUAGUUUCCCAGCUUGGGAACGCCUGCUCAUCAACUAUGUUUUACACCUUUGUUUUGUUACUUUUGUUUGUCCACACCACAGUUUUUUUGUUUGUCUGAUGUUUGUUUAAUUUUUUAAAUGUUUUGCUUUCUUACUCAUUUUUUUUUUUUUUUGGGAGAUUUGUGGUUUCAGAACGGCUGGUCAGCCUGAAGUGGAUACUUGAGCGGGGGGAGACGAGGACUGUGGCAACAAAAUAGAAAGACCCUUUUGGCCUUUUGUGUGCAUUUUUGUAUGUCUGUGUGUGCGCAUGUGGAUUUGUAUGUGUGAAUAAGUGUGACUGGAUGUGUGGGCGUGUCGAGUUGCACACAAAUAUACUGUACAAUACAGCUUCUGCUAUUUGCCACCAUGGAGAAUUUACGCAUGAACUGAACUGUGAUAAGGAGCAAAUAUAUCUGAAACACUUAUGCUAUAUUCUGUGGACAACUGUUCAAACAUUCUUUUUUUUAUUGAAUCCAAAAAAAAUGGACUUUGGACAUACACACGUAUAUAUAUAUAUAUAAAAUUAUAUAUAUAUGCAUCAUGCAGAAACUGAAGACAACCAUGACGGACACUUUAAUUUCUACUUUCUAUUAUGUGGGUUUAGAAAUAAUCAAAAUCCUUGUUUUAAUUUCUUGACGUCCUGCCCUAUGUAUUUAUUUGUACCUCACCCGCCAACCCACAUGCCCCAACAACACCCAGAAGGACUUUAGGUCGUUUGGGGACUCGGAACAAUCAGAAGGAAAGAGAAACUCCAAGAGGAUUCACCUAUUGAAUUGAUGAUUAUUAAACAAAGGAAAUUGCAUAAUUGGAUAUUGUAUUUUUGUUGUUGUUCUAAACAGCCUGUACAUGUUUUGUAACAAAAAAUAAGAUAAAUAACAAAAGAAAAAUGGUGUUUUGACAAAAUGGACAUACUGUUGUGAAAUGUUUGAUUUAGAGCAAAAGAGAAAAAAAUAAUAAUGGAAAGCAAGAGAAAAUAAGGAAGAAGAGGGAAAGUCAGGAAGUAGGGUGGAAGAGUUGAACAUCACCUGGGGUAAGAUUACUGGUAAUAGCAUCUCACCUUCUCUCCAAACAAUGUUGUCUGAAUUGUCAACUUACCAUAGGUGUGUUUAAGUUGUUGUGUGCCAUGUAAACGAGAUAUUAAGCUUCCCAAAUCUGUACCUUAUCGUCUUCCAGGCACAUUAUUGUCAGUCCUGAAAAUCACUCAAAUGUACUCAAACCCAUCUUACAAAGGACUGUUAUUAUUAGGGAGCAGGUCCAGAGACAUUGUGUCACAUUAGUCAGCAACCACCUGCCAAUCAUUUCAGCUCCCUAAGAGGUGGAGCUCCGUGACAUGACGUGCGCUGCCCGUCCCUACAAAAGGAUACUCACGAGAGCCGUCAGAGGUGAAACCUGUCGGUCAUUGUCACUUCAAAUCUUGGAGCGGCCGAUCAGGUCUUGCGAGGAUAUGAGCAUGCAGCCGGCGCAGACACAGGGCAAGCUGACCUAUCAUUAGAGCUCUUCAUUCCCUGUCUGUCCUGUAAUCAUCCUGUUUCAGCUCAUGCUGCUGCAUGAUUAGUACAGUGCAAGAUCAACAGCCCAGACAUGCAGCAAAAUCUGCAGCCCCUUUCAUUGUAGCUGAUAGCCACAAUUCUGAGAUUUCACAAGCUGCACUUCUCACAGGGAGGUAUUUGAAGUUAGUGGAAUAGAGAUCCAGAAGGUGCAUCACUGGUGAUACCUUCCAAACAGUGUCAAUAUUUUUUUGGUUUGGAGCUGAUCAAUGCAAUAUGUCAAUAUUAUUCCUAAGGUUUGUAAGACUAACAUGAUGUUAGUGACCGUGCAGUGUGCCAACUCCUCACAUGUUCCUUCAAAUGAGGAGGAUAUGCAAAACAGCAAUGUGUUCCUGAUUUUGCAUGUUUCCAUUUCAUUCCAUAUACACGUUUUCACUACUGCUAGUACACUCUAUUAAGGGCUUACUAACAUGUAACAGUUGUAAUUUUAAAUUCGUUUUCACCAAGGUCGCCAAUUCGUAUUCGAUAUCAUGGCUCAGGCAUGUCAGUAUUAGCGGACAAGACUCGCUAACAUUGAGUAGAAUCUGUUGUCUGUUAGAUGAGCACUUUUUUUUUGUUUCCUGGAAAUCUCUUUUGCACAAUUAUAUUGUUUCCCCUCUGAUGCAAAACACCA